Messenger RNA from Culicoides brevitarsis, 1036 nucleotides. RefSeq lists its product as uncharacterized. The record is from RefSeq and is a predicted model, not a curated record. Bases 75 to 539 code for a protein of 154 amino acids. NCBI's taxonomy places the organism in Eukaryota, Metazoa, Arthropoda, Insecta, Diptera, Ceratopogonidae. The transcript has 2 exons.
UUCAUUUUUACGUUUCUUUCGAGAAUCUCGUGCAUUUUUAUUUCGUUUUUACCAAUUUUUGACCAAAUCCCGCAAUGGCAGUCGACGAAUUCUUCCCUCGGAUCCAAAAUUUUCUCUGUUGCAUCGAUAUGCGGAACGGAAUUGUCUUUAUCGCGAUCAUCAGUUUCCUCGCAAGUAUCGCUGACAUCGUUUACGGCUCAUUUUCGUUGCACGAGAUGUCUGUUAGCAAAACUUCCGUUGGCACAAUCCUCAUUUACACGAUAAUGUUGAUGUCGCUGGGCUUUUUCGAGUUUCUUUUGUCACUUUUUCUGCUGUAUGGCGUGUGCAAAUACGAAACGGCGCAUCUUUUUGUCUAUCUCUGGUUGAAAGUCAUCGGAAAUAUUCUGCUUUUUAUCAGUAUGGUGUUGGCGUUCAUGGUUCACAAAUGGAUUGGAGUCGGGCUUGUCGUUGAAUUGGUUUGCAGUAUUUACUUCUUUUUCUGCAUUCAUUCGUACUACAAGCGGAUGCGAACGUAUUACCGCAAGUCAAUAAGUUACUAAAAAGCAUCCAAGUUGCCUUCAACCAAGUCUACAAAGCGUAAUUGAACACUUUCGAAACUGCUUUCUGCUGAAGUGACUUCCAUCGUUGCGAAAUCGUUGUUAAUCCACCAUUGUCCUAAAAUCAUUCUUAUGUCGCGGAGCAUUUUGGAAGUCCAUGCUGUGAAUUCGUAGAAGAGAAUAACCUUGAAAGUCAUCACGGGAGACAUGAAUGUGUCGAAGUAGAUGCCGAGACUUUGGAUUGGGGAGUUUGAAAUAAUUAUCAUCUGAAAAAAAAAAAAAAUAAUUUUAAAUAAAUUAUGAGAAAUUUUAUUUCAAUUGAAAAGUUAAAUUAAAAAAUAAUUUUUAAAAUUAAAAAAAAAAUAAUUUUGACUUUAAAAAAUAAUAAAACAUUUAAAUAUGUUAUUUAAAAAAUUUAUUUUUAUUAUUAAUUGUUAAAUAAAUAAUAAAAAUAAAAUAAAAUGUCUAAAUAUUAAUUUUAAUUAAUUUUUUUUUGACAU